UUUAGGUUUUACUCGUCUUACUCUUAUUAGUACUGUGUAGUACUCGACUCGCUCGUACUCCUGCUUUCGAAAUUCUUCACUCUUUUCAAAAUCAACUCCUCCUCAAGUUCCAAACCAGAUUUUCGGAGGAUCUGCUGAGAUUCGGUGAUGGAAUUCAAACUCAGAGGAGGAGGAGGAGACGAAGACAGGGCUUCGACCUACUUUUCUUCUGGUUCCAGUGAUGGCUACUUCACUGAACAAGCAUUGCGAGCGGGUUAUAUAACUGGUGACAUGGUGAAGGACGAUUUUGUGAGGAAUCCAAUGAAUGUUAGAGCAUCCAUUCAGCGGGAACUCGAGAAGCAGAGGAUCAGAGAAGAAAUAAUUGCUGCAGAGAGGCGGGCUCUUGAGAUGGAGGUCAGAAGGGAGUUGCUAAUGGAGCGUGAGUUGGCUUUACAGAGAAGGGUCCAUGCCCAUGCGUUUUCUGUAAUGAGUUCUUCAAUGUCAGUGUUGAGGGCUGACCAAACUCUCUCCUUGAUUCCUCAUCCGGAGGGCAGCAGUAGGGUUGAGGAGAGUUUGGGGUUUCCUAAUCGAGCGGAGGUUGGAAUGCAUCAACCAGAGGGGACAAGGACUGAGGAGAGGCUCUCACUGCCUCCUGAACUUGGGGCCUUGGAGAAGCCUCCGUUGCGGAGAAGUUUAGAGCCAAGGGUAGCCGAUGUUAAACCUCUUGCUGAAGUGGGCAAACAAGUGUUGUUCUUUGUGAGUGCCUUUUCUGACAUUGCUUCAAUUUCUUUCCUACGGUUCUUUCCUUGAAUUUUUUUCUUAAGU
This is a messenger RNA of Macadamia integrifolia, 804 nucleotides long. RefSeq lists its product as uncharacterized. The record is from RefSeq and is a predicted model, not a curated record. Bases 148 to 789 code for a protein of 213 amino acids. The transcript has 2 exons. NCBI's taxonomy places the organism in Eukaryota, Viridiplantae, Streptophyta, Magnoliopsida, Proteales, Proteaceae.